Messenger RNA from Acanthaster planci (crown-of-thorns starfish), 3094 nucleotides. Its product is annotated as ATP-binding cassette sub-family F member 2-like. The record is from RefSeq and is a predicted model, not a curated record. Lineage: Eukaryota; Metazoa; Echinodermata; Asteroidea; Valvatida; Acanthasteridae. Gene Ontology annotation, molecular function: ATP hydrolysis activity; ATP binding.
GCGACAUCAUUCAUUCCUGGCGCGACGUGUGUGUACCGCGGACCGGCGUUUUGUGCUCUACAUUGCUACUUUUUCGAAUGAAGUUUUGUCUGUACGGACUUUCCACAAAAUCAUCAGACAGAAUCACGGACAGUAGCUCACAUAUACCAUGCCGAAGAAAAGAGCGCCCCCAAAUAAGAGAAGAGGCAGUGCACAGACUGAUAAAGCUGGAACCGGCAAAGCAGAAAAUGGCAAAGUGACCACCAACGGCACAGCUUCAAAUGAUGUGAAUGGCAUCAUUGAUGAGUUAGACUUGUUAGAUCUAGCCUCAGAUGCGCGGGCCUGUACCGGUGUCCUGUCCUCCCAUCCAAGUAGCCGCGACUUGAAGAUUGAUAACUACUCGCUGACAUUUCAUGGUGUAGAAUUGUUUCAGGAUACCAGGGUGGAGCUAACCUGUGGGAGGCGGUAUGGACUCAUUGGCCUGAAUGGUUGUGGAAAAUCCUCUUUCUUAUCAUCUCUGGGAAAUCGGGAAGUACCCAUUCCUGACCACAUUGACAUCUUUCAUUUGAAGCGAGAGAUGGCAGCAUCAGACAAGACAGCAUUGCAGUGUGUGAUGGAGGUAGAUGAGUUGAGAGUGCGACUAGAGAAGGAAGCAGAAGAACUAGCUCAACUGGAAGGACAAGAAGUUGAGGACACACUGAUGGAGAUUUAUGAACGUCUUGAUGAGAUGGAAGCAGACAACGCUGAAGUCAAAGCGGCAAGAAUCCUUCACGGUCUUGGCUUCACCCAUGCCAUGAUGCACACCAAGACACGUGACUUCUCAGGUGGCUGGCGCAUGAGAAUCUCUCUGGCGAGGGCGCUGUUUGUCAAGCCGCAUCUAUUACUUCUAGAUGAGCCCACUAAUCAUCUGGAUCUAGAGGCUUGUGUGUGGCUGGAGGAAGAAUUGAAGAGCUACCAAAGGAUAUUGGUGCUGAUAUCUCACUCUCAAGAUUUCCUGAAUGGUGUGUGUACCAACAUUAUCCAUAUGCAUCAGGGUAAACUCAACUACUAUAGUGGUAAUUAUGACAGCUACGUCAAAACACGAAGUGAGUUGGAAGAGAAUCAGAUGAAGAAGUAUGACUGGGAGCAGGAGUUUGUGGAUUGUUUGCAGGACUACAUUGCCAGGUUUGGGCACGGUAGCGCCAAGUUGGCUCGUCAAGCUCAGAGCAAAGAGAAGACAUUACGGAAAAUGGUAGAAGCGGGAUUGACUGAGAAAGUCGUGGAAGACAAGACGAUAUCCUUUUAUUUUCCUGACGUGGAGAAGGUUCCACCUCCUGUCAUCAUGGUCCAGAAUGUGUCCUUCCAGUAUGCCGAAGACAAGCCACUCAUCUACAAGAAUCUGGAGUUUGGGCUGGAUCUGGAUAGUAGGAUAGCAUUGGUAGGACCAAAUGGUGCCGGCAAGUCAACUUUACUCAAACUCAUUGUAGGAGAACUCAUUCCAUCUGACGGCCUAAUACGAAAGUAUUCUCAUCUACGGAUCGGCAGAUACCAUCAGCAUUUACAAGACCUGCUGGAUCUAGACUUGAGUGCCUUGGAAUGGAUGAUGAAGAACUUCCCAGAUAUCAAAGAGGUGGAGAAAAUGAGGCGAAUCAUUGGUCGCUAUGGGCUGACUGGCAAGCAACAGAUCUGUCCUAUACGUAACCUCUCGGAUGGCCAGCGAUGUCGUUGUAUUUUCGCCUGGUUAGCUUUUCAAGGUCCACACAUGCUGUUACUUGAUGAACCUACCAAUCAUUUGGAUAUUGAGACUAUUGAUGCUCUAGCAGAUGCCAUUAAUGACUUUGAUGGUGGUCUUGUGCUUGUUAGCCAUGACUUCAGGUUAAUCAACCAGGUUGCCAAGGAAAUCUGGGUUUGUGAGAAGCAGACAGUUACCAAGUGGUCUGGGGACAUCUUGUCUUACAAAGAGAACCUGAAGAGGAACAUCUUGAAGGAGGAGAAAAGCUCCAAGAAGGAAGGGGGAAAGAAUGGAAGCAAAGCCAAGAAUGGAACCAGCAAGAGCGGAAAAAAGUAACGUAGAGAACAUCCUUUGAAUUGGAGUUUGGGCAGGUUGGCUCCAUACAUCUACAUUUACUUAUUGGAAAGAUUGUACGGUUAUCUGUAGUUGGUCUGGUUGUCUGGUAUUGGAUUUGCUGUCACCCUUUGAAGCUUAUUUGACUUGUUGGAAAACUUUUGUCACCCCUGAAGAUGUUUUAUGAGAACAAUUUAUAGUGUGUGUUUCUUGACCAUUCUAAAAGACGGUCAUUGUGUGCAGGUCAUAUAAAGCCAAGUGUUUAAAUGUGAAGGUUUCGAAGAUGACCGUAGACAACUUAUACAUGUGUUUGGUGUAUGCGUGACAAUGGAAAUUUGACAGUGCAAUUCUUGAUACAGAUCUCAGACCUUCUAGAAACAACGAUGAAACAGGCAGUUAAAGUUUUCUCUGGGGAAGAGUGAUGGAGGUAACUUGGUCCAGUUUUAUUGUACCCUUGAAUACUUGACAGAAUUUGUGCUGAAUGUAAGAAGUGAACUAGUUUCAUCCAUCCCCAUUCAGAAUUCUCGCGUUACUUUAACACUCAAAUAACUUGUUUCUUUACACUAUAUCAGGUCCCAUAGCAUAAACCUAGGUUACCAGUCGUGCAGCUUUUUACCAGUGAAUUUUGGCAGAAUAACUUCCAGGUGCGUGUGGUUCAGAUGUGCAGAGGAAAGACUGUAACCAGGCCUGUGGAGGGAAGUGGUGUACACUCAGGUAGUUUGAUUGGGAGGGGGGUUGCCUUUGAGAAAGUUGGCAAGAUUCAUGACAAUGAACACUUUCAUCAUGUUCACUAUAAAGCUGGUUGGUUUGGGUCACUGGAAGCAGUGAACAGUUUUUAAGAGUGCAAGUAUUUUCUUGGAGGGGGGGUUAGUUUAGAUUUAUGAUGUUUGUUUGUUUACAGACUACACAAUCCAUAAGGUUACAGCUGCAACAAUGGCAUAUCCAGCGUUAGGUGUUUCGAGGUCAAACUCAAAAGUGAAUACAGCUUCAGGCUCAUUCAAAAAAAAUAAAAAACCUUACUCAUGUCCCAACAUCCUUGCUUUUAUUUGCUGGUGUUGUUUUCUUAGGAAU